AUGAAGUUUCAAGAUAUAACUUCGGUGCUAGCCUUCGCUGGUAGUGCUCUGGCACAUGGUGGAAUUUUGAGCUACACAAUUGAUGGAAAAGACUACAUCUCAAACCCCUACCAUCUCAGCGACAUGACCACCAACGGCGCUGGCGAUGCAGACAUUCCAGAUCUUACCACCCCAAGUAUCCAGCGUCCUUACUACUGGUACCCAGUCGAAGACGUCGAGUCCUCAAACAUGACCUGCAACUACAACGCCAUCUCCAACGCCCCCGACUUCCACGCCACCGUCCCAGCGGGCGGUAACAUCACCGCACACUGGACCAGUCCCGAGGGCGGAAUAUUCCCCUACGUCGGCCUCAGCUGGCGCCACAGCCAUGGUCCUAUGCUCGCAUACCUCGCACGCUGUCCUGGGGACUCUUGCGCAAACUACAAGCCCGAAGGCGCGAUCUGGUUCAAGAUCGCGGAAGCCGGGAUGCGUCCAGGAGAGAAGGACAUGACUCUAAACAGUGCUUGGUGGCAAUCAGAGAUCAACGGGUAUGCGGGAUACGAUGGGGAAGGCUAUCACUACCCUGCGUAUCCAGAGGGAUGGUCUUUUAAUUUGCCGAAGAGAUUGAAGAAGGGAGCGUAUCUUAUUAGACAUGAGAUCAUUAUGACGGCGGCGAAUCCGGCGCAGUUUUAUCCGAAUUGUGCACAGCUUAUGGUUACGGGUGAGGGGGAUAAGUUGCCAGCGGCUGAGGUGUUGGUUGCGUUUCCGGGGGCUUAUAAGGCGUCUGAUCCUGGAAUCGUGAUUGCUGACUGGGCGAUGGGAUGGCAACCUGCUGAACCGAGAUACAACACUAGUGACUACAAAAUGCCAGGCCCAAAGCUUUGGACUGGAGGAAACUAG
Molecule: messenger RNA, 879 nt
Organism: Glarea lozoyensis ATCC 20868
Lineage: Eukaryota; Fungi; Ascomycota; Leotiomycetes; Helotiales; Helotiaceae
Exons: 4
Coding region: 1-879 (292 amino acids)
Source: RefSeq, a predicted model, not a curated record